Molecule: messenger RNA, 969 nt
Organism: Colletotrichum spaethianum
Lineage: Eukaryota; Fungi; Ascomycota; Sordariomycetes; Glomerellales; Glomerellaceae
Product: alpha-ketoglutarate-dependent 2,4-dichlorophenoxyacetate dioxygenase
Exons: 3
Coding region: 1-969 (322 amino acids)
Molecular function (GO): oxidoreductase activity
Source: RefSeq, a predicted model, not a curated record
AUGUCACUCACGAUUCAGCCCCUUCAUUCGACCUUUGCGGCAGAGGUCCGUGGCGUCGAUUUCUCCAAGCCAUUGACGAAUGAUGUGCUCCAAGAGAUCAGGGAUGCCAUUUCCAAGGUCAAUCCCCAUUAUGGCGUCUUGGUGUUCCCGGCAACGGGUCUAGAUGACGAGCGUCAUGUCGCUUUUGCGAGUCGCUUCGGCGAACUUGAACGCCGCAAAGACACCGGCGCGCCAUCUCGAAUGAGCCUUCCCGAAUUGACGGACCAAGGCAAUAUUGACGGCAAUGGAAAUGUCAUUAGCUCGAAAGACCCUAGGGCUCAGAUCAGCAAGGGGAAUACGCUCUUCCACGUCGAUAGCAGCUUCAACUCCCAGCGGGCAAGCUACUCCAUCCUCCUCGCCCAUGAGAUCCCGCCCUCAGACGGCGGCGGAAACACGGAUUUUGCAGACACGCGGGCGGCAUGGGACGACCUCCCUGAGUCGUGGAAGCAGGAGUUGCUAAAAGAAGACUACGUCGCAGGCCACUCGUUCUGGCACUCGCGCAAGAAGGCGUGUCCCGAUUUCUUCGCCAAGCUCGAGCCGGAGAACCAUCCGAUGAGCAAGCACAAGGUCGCACAGCUCCAUCAGCCGAGUGGACAGAUGAAUUUGUUUGUGCCGUCGCACUGUCAUCAUAUCGAAGGGCUCGAAGCGGGAGAGGGGCAGGAGAAGUUGAACUUUUUGUAUCAGCAUGCCACUCAAGACAAAUUCGUUGUCUCGAUUCCGUGGAAGGAGGUGGGCGACUUAAUCAUGUGGGACAAUACGUGUACGCUUCACCGGGGGACGCCGGUGGUUGGAGUUCACAAGAGGGAUAUGAGGAGGGCAACAGUGUUGGAUGGAAGUGAGGAGGCUUGGGGGUUGAAUGAGAAGGUUGAGAGGGAUUUCGCGUUUGCGCCUGAGGUUAUGGCCGAUGUGUUUCGCUGUCUUUCUGGGUGA